Messenger RNA from Boleophthalmus pectinirostris (great blue-spotted mudskipper), 1554 nucleotides. The record is from the annotation of a RefSeq genome assembly. NCBI's taxonomy places the organism in Eukaryota, Metazoa, Chordata, Actinopteri, Gobiiformes, Gobiidae.
GUGGCAAUCACACGCUGAUUCUUUUCGACUAAUCACAAAGACAUUGGCACCCUGUAUCUAGUAUUUGGUGCCUGAGCCGGGAUAGUGGGCACAGCUCUGAGCCUUUUAAUCCGUGCCGAACUUAGUCAACCGGGUGCUCUCCUGGGUGAUGACCAGAUCUACAAUGUAAUUGUUACAGCUCAUGCCUUUGUAAUAAUUUUCUUUAUAGUAAUACCUGUCAUGAUUGGAGGAUUUGGAAACUGACUAGUACCUCUAAUGAUUGGAGCCCCCGACAUGGCCUUUCCUCGAAUAAAUAACAUGAGCUUUUGACUACUCCCUCCCUCAUUCCUUCUUCUCCUUGCAUCUUCAGGGGUAGAAGCUGGAGCAGGAACUGGAUGAACAGUAUAUCCCCCACUUGCAGGAAACCUAGCCCACGCAGGUGCUUCUGUAGACCUCACUAUUUUCUCCCUCCACUUAGCUGGAGUUUCUUCAAUUCUUGGAGCCAUCAACUUUAUUACAACAAUUUUAAACAUAAAACCCCCUGCUAUUUCACAAUACCAAACUCCCCUAUUUGUAUGAGCUGUCCUGAUUACAGCUGUACUUCUACUUCUAUCCUUACCAGUACUAGCUGCUGGCAUUACAAUGCUUUUAACAGACCGAAACUUAAACACAACCUUCUUUGAUCCUGCAGGAGGAGGAGACCCCAUUCUCUACCAACACCUGUUCUGAUUCUUUGGGCAUCCAGAAGUAUACAUUCUUAUCCUCCCAGGCUUUGGCAUGAUCUCCCACAUUGUUGCCUAUUAUGCAGGUAAAAAAGAACCAUUUGGCUAUAUGGGCAUAGUGUGGGCUAUAAUGGCCAUUGGACUACUAGGAUUCAUUGUCUGAGCCCACCAUAUGUUUACUGUUGGAAUGGAUGUUGAUACACGAGCAUACUUCACCUCUGCUACAAUAAUUAUCGCCAUCCCAACAGGGGUAAAAGUAUUUAGCUGACUAGCAACCUUACAUGGGGGUGCAAUCAAAUGAGAGACUCCACUUCUUUGGUCCCUGGGGUUUAUUUUCCUGUUUACUGUAGGAGGCCUCACAGGCAUCGUGCUAGCUAAUUCUUCACUAGACAUCAUACUACACGAUACUUAUUAUGUAGUAGCCCACUUCCACUAUGUACUAUCCAUGGGGGCCGUCUUUGCCAUCAUAGCCGGCUUUGUUCACUGAUUCCCCCUUCUUUCAGGCUACACUCUUCAUGACACAUGAUCAAAAAUCCACUUUGGUGUAAUAUUUGUAGGAGUAAACCUGACUUUCUUCCCCCAACACUUCCUCGGCCUGGCUGGAAUGCCCCGACGAUACUCUGACUACCCAGAUGCCUACACACUAUGAAACACAGUCUCUUCCCUAGGCUCCCUAAUCUCCCUAACUGCUGUUAUUUUAUUCUUGUUUAUCAUCUGAGAAGCUUUUGCUGCUAAACGAGUAGUCUCUUCUGUUGAACUAACAGCAACAAAUAUUGAAUGAAUGCAUGGCUGCCCACCUCCUUACCACACAUUUGAAGAACCUGCAUUUGUUCAAGUUCAAGCCAACCACUAA